Molecule: messenger RNA, 2752 nt
Organism: Phoenix dactylifera (date palm)
Lineage: Eukaryota; Viridiplantae; Streptophyta; Magnoliopsida; Arecales; Arecaceae
Source: RefSeq, a predicted model, not a curated record
AAAGGAAGGCCGCGUAGAAAAGAAGAGCUACAUAAAAUCUUAAAUUUUCUUCGCUGCUACAUUGCUCUUUCCAUCGCAAUCGCACUGCAAGAGGCUACUUCCCGUCGCACCAAGGGCUGCUUCCCAUCGCACCAGGGGCGAGCCCGGCGAGGUCGUCUCCGGCCGGGGUUACCGCGAGUACCGCGGCUACGGGCUACCGCGGCCGGGGAACCAGACCCUCGAUCAGUUCACUGUUGAUCAAAGACAUCUCUUACCGCCUCUGUUCGCCGACUCGCCGUUCCCAAAUCUCACAUUCCCACUUUGCAGCGGGCAGUCCGGGCCUGUCCGGCGUCUUCUCGUCUGGGUCGCAGGAGCCAGAAGCCUUCCGCGAAAAUCACAUCUCCAAUCUCUUACCCAAGUCCUCGGCCGCUCCCAAUCCCAUCCGCUGAUCCGCAGUCGUUUCUAGUUAGGCCUGACAACAAGACGAAUCCACCGAAAUCGAGGCCAGUCGUCCCCGGACCUUAUUUCCACUCGCAAGGUUGGGAUUGGCUGACCGGAACCCUUCCCCUAGCCCGGCUGCUGUCGGGUCUGUUUUGGGUCUGAAAUUGCCACCCUCGCUAACGAAGUUAGGGCAUGCCCUUGACCCCGGUGUGAUUUCGUGAAUUCGAAGCUGAAGUGUGGACAUUAAAAUGGAGAAAAAAGAGAGCGAGAAGACUCAUCCGUCUUCAUCCCCAAAAAAAGAGGUAAGAAGCAACCGUUUGGGGCUCGCUUUAUUUUGACAACCAUCGGCGCUCUUGUUGGUAAUCUUUCUCUCCCAUAUUCGAUCUCUUUUUGGUCUCCAAUUUGAUUUGUAGUUGGUUCGUUUUCUCUCCGAUGAAGCUAUUUUUCCAAAGGACUUUGAGCUUUAUGGCAAUUCAUACAUCAGAUUUGUAACUGCUAAUGAUGGGUUGUUCUUGGAUUUUGCUAUCUAGAUGCAAAAAUGGGUGGCUGAUUGAUGGUUUUAGGAUCUGUUCCGGAUAUUGAAUUCCUCUGGUCUAGAUUUUGGGUUUCUUUGGCUUUUCUUUCUUUGGAUAUUGUUUUGUUGUUUUCUUUGGAAGAAUCUUUAGUUCAUGACCGUUAUUACAUCAGAUUUUCAGUAGCUACUGGAUACCCAGAUUUUAGAGUUUAGCAGUUUAGGUGCUGGAUGGUUGGUUAGAUCGAUGUUUUUAGGUUUUAGUCUUUUUAUUUUUGUUAUUUUAUGGAUUAUGUGAUGAUUUGAUAUAAUCUAUGUGAAUGUUGAGAUUUUUGUGGUUGUGGCACCGGAUCCCUAACUAGUAACAGAUGUUCGAGGGGUUCUAGAUUUUUUGUGGUUGUUUGACAAACAGUUCUAGAUUUGCUGAGAAAUAAUUAUGAAUCUAUAUUUUAAGUUCUUCUGUGGAUCCAGACUGAAUCUGCAGACUAUCUUUUGCUACUAUAGAAGUAUCUAUUUGGUGAAAAAAUGAAAUAUUCAAACUUGAGCCCAUUUGCUUUUUAGUGUGAUCUGUAAUGAGAAGGAUAGAACCUCUGGGAACUCUUCUAGAGGAACGCGGGAAAGCCCUUUUGAUUUUUGACAAAAGGAAGAAACCUCUUCCUACAUUCUGUCUAUUGUUUUCGGGACUGAGGAUCUUUCUAUGGACCAAUAGCACCAGAUAAUGAUGCUGGCAAUUUUUACAAGAUAAUUUGUUUUGAAUUGGUUCAUUUUGUUUCUUGUUCUUCUUUUAUUUACCUGGUUGUUCAUAAACUGUCAUUGGCCAUGUUUACAACUUUGGCUCUAGGUCCUACUUCCUCUAACUUUAUUCUAUUGUUUCUUUACUUAAAGAUUAUCACUACCUGACCUUUUAAAUGGAAGAUGGAGAGGAAAGAAGUACAAUCUUGUGAACCUUUGCUUUUGGGUUGAUGUAGGUUCAUGUUGUUUGGACACUUCUUGGUUUGAUUUAAGAAGGCUUACAGAGUAGUAUGAAGCUAAAAGUGGUAUGUAGGAAAGUGUAUGAUUAUAUUCGCUGUGAUCUGAAGGAAAUUGCUUUCCCUUCUUCUUUGCCUGAUCCCCCGCAUAUCAAAAAACGACGGAAACUGACAUGGAUAGAGCGGUGGUAUGUUUUGAAGGAAGCAUCUAGGCUUUAUGCAGCUAGUUGGGUGCGGGAUAUUGGGCCUGACCUCAGACCGAACGACUAUAAAAAGGAUUCAGGGGAUGAUAGCAAACCUCAUGAGGAGAAGGCUGCAUCUAAAGAAAGAGAACCCUCAACGUUGGAGGAUCUUGCGGUUGCAGCAAGAGGCGGAAUGGAGACCUUAAGGCCUGCACUGCAGCGUGUGUAUAUGACACGUGCCUCUGCGUACAGGGAUGCACUAAAGAGCUUUAUAGAAGGUUAUCAAGAAGGGAUAAAACAAGUCAUGGAAGGGAAAGAUGCUAGGCCUCAACUGCAAGAUGAUGAACCAAAGAAAUCAGUAUGAUCUUUCUUUAUGAGAGGAAAGAGGAACUUUUGUAAGUUAUUCUCUAUGCCAUGUUAUUGACGAAUUUGCAGUAAAUUUUGAAAAGUCACUAAAAUAAAAAAGCAUCUAAUGAUAUGAACUCAAGUGCAAAAAAUUCAUUCUGUAGUUGGGUCUGGGCUCUAGCAUAGUUUAAACAUUGAUUGCCCCCCCUCCACCCUCUCUCUGGCCUUCUAUUUUGUUGGAUAAUAAGGCGAGGACUGUGGUCCUUUUUUUUCUGAUUUAAUUGGCUUUGUGAUUGUAUUUACAGGGUGCUCUUUUUUUGGGUGUA